Messenger RNA from Laetiporus sulphureus 93-53, 990 nucleotides. RefSeq lists its product as uncharacterized. The coding region runs from base 78 to 899 and encodes 273 amino acids. The record is from RefSeq and is a predicted model, not a curated record. Lineage: Eukaryota; Fungi; Basidiomycota; Agaricomycetes; Polyporales; Laetiporaceae. The transcript has 5 exons.
GCCGAUUCACCGAAGGUGAGCCGGUCCUAUGCGAGAGAAGACCUUGCGGUGGAUCGGUUUGGUCUGGCCUAGAGCGGAUGCUUUCAUAUUUGAUGGGAAAACGGUCUGGACUUCAGUCCAGUAUGGUCUGCGGGCUUCCGCAUGGCUCGACCGCAGCGGUUCACCCACGGUGGAUGAACCGUUCGGCAUACCUUGUCCCACACGAACUACUCACACGGCCGGCGACGGCGGUCGGACAACAUGGCUCAUCUGGAGGGACUUCUUGUCUCCAGAUGCACAUAAGGCUUCGCCUCCUGUCCUCCCACUCCCCCGUCCCUGCCGACCUUCAUCGCGCAUUCUGGCUGGCCUUGCUCUUUUCAUCGGACCUUCGUUCUCUUGACUGCUCAAGCGCGACUCACCUCGACCGUGGAACUCUAAAACUCGAAGGCAUGGUCAGACCCGUUGAGCAGGAGCGAAACGUCAAAAGCCGCUCAUCAACGUCGCCGCGUGCAAGUCGAACGCGUCCAAAGCGCGUCGACUGCCGCCGUUCAUGUUGGCAAAGUCACGCGUGCACGUCGAACAUUGUUCUCGCAUGUUCGUGGUACGCGUUCCUGCUUUCGCCUGUCAUCGCGCGUCGCCUCGGGCCCUCAUCUUCCGUUUGGACAAUGACCAAGGUGCAAGAGUCCACAAACUUCACGUUCGGACCGUCUCCCUCCAUGUUAGGCUCAAGACCGUGCUGCUGUCAAGUCAACCAACACUUUCCAACGGAUCAAGCCCGCGGUCAAUACCGAACACAUUGCGCUCGAUGCGCGGCAUUGAAGGACAUGCCAGUGCAACCUAGAGCGAACGCCAUGGAAUACGGCCAUCACAGCCCACCUCGGACCUCUAUACCACACGCCGAACGCGAGACGCUCCCUUAGAUCGACCUCACCAUCCGUGGCAAGUCACGGUCAACCUCUAUGGCCUGCGAGUACACCAUCGCAGCCGUAUCGUUCGAACAUUGCUUGACGU